AUGGACUUUAAGGAGGCUGGACACCAUCGAAAGUUGCAACUCCAAGAACUAGAAGAGAUAAGACGAGAUGCAUAUGAGACUUCUUGGAACUACAAAGCCAAGACCAAAACCUCCCAUGACAACCGUAUUUCAAGAAAACAAUUUGAGGUUGGUGAUAAAUUCUUACUCUUUGAUUCUCGUUUGAAGUUGUUCCCAGGAAAGUUACGGUCUAGGUGGAUUGGACCAUUCAUUAUGAAGCAUACUUAUCCCCAUGGAGCCAUAGACAUUCGCAGCAUAGAGACAGAGAAGGUCUUCAAGAUGAAUGGGCAUCAUCUGAAACCAUACUAUGAAUGGUUCGUAGUGCAAGUAGUGGAAGAAAUUCCACUAAACCAUCUUCCACAGCUUGCUUAA
Messenger RNA from Manihot esculenta (cassava), 390 nucleotides. RefSeq lists its product as uncharacterized. Bases 1 to 390 code for a protein of 129 amino acids. NCBI's taxonomy places the organism in Eukaryota, Viridiplantae, Streptophyta, Magnoliopsida, Malpighiales, Euphorbiaceae. The transcript has a single exon. The record is from RefSeq and is a predicted model, not a curated record.